GAGAGAAAGAGAGAGAGAGGAAAGUUGUGGCUGUAGAAGUUAUCAAGGGGGAUUUGCGGCGUUCUCUGCAGGAAACGAGAGCGGGCUCCAGUUCAAAGCCACAUGCACCAACGUGACAUAUAAGCCAUUAAAAUAUCAUCCUGACGGCUCAUUUCUGCUCCAUCCCCCAUCCCCGAUCGGCGCCCCCGAAAGCCAGAAGAGGCGAGAUGAGGCCGGGCCGCCGGGCCGGAGCUGCCCAAGAGCCGGUCCCUGGGCCCGGCCCCUGCCCUCGCCGCCGCCCCAAGUGACGGGCCUGAAGGAGCAAAAACCAAGCAACAGGUGAAGCGGGAGACGAAGUCAGAAAAUGAGAUUCAAGACUUCCCUGGUGAUGAGGAAGAGAUUCCGACUUUACCGAAACGCCCUGAAAGAGUCAAGUAGCCCCUCCGGACAUCAUGACCGCCACCUCCGCCCCGGCGUUGGGAUCCCCUCUCUGUUCCCCGGACUCCAUCAGCCGCCUGCCCAGGCCGGCCCAGGAGGCCGCCUGAACGGACAGCUCAGGCCGGGGCCCUCUCUGGCCGGGCCCAGCCGGGCUGAACCUUUCAGCCCCGGGGCCUCGGCCAGGACCGAGCCUUCCUCGACGGCCUCCCUGCAGAGCUGCGGGGGCAUGAACCUGAACGUGAGCCUGGCGGCCCACGGGGGCACCGGCGCCUUCUUCCGCUACCUGAGGCAGCCGGUCAAGCAGGAGCUCAUCUGCAAGUGGCUGGAGGCUGGCCCGGGGCCCUCGAGGCUCUGCUCCAAAACUUUCAGCACCAUGCACGAGCUGGUCACCCAUGUCACCGUGGAGCACGUCGGGGGGCCCGAGCAGAGCAACCACAUCUGCUUCUGGGAGGAGUGCCCGCGCGAGGGCAAGCCCUUCAAAGCCAAAUACAAACUGGUCAACCACAUCCGCGUCCACACCGGAGAGAAGCCCUUCCCCUGCCCCUUCCCCGGCUGCGGGAAGGUCUUCGCCCGCUCCGAGAACCUCAAGAUCCACAAAAGGACGCACACAGGAGUUGGAUACAUCUUUUUUUGGGAAAAGCCUUUCCGCUGCGAGUUCGAAGGCUGCGACCGCCGCUUCGCCAACAGCAGCGACCGAAAGAAGCAUUCCCACGUGCACACCAGCGACAAGCCCUACAACUGCAAAGUGCGAGGCUGCGACAAGUCCUACACCCACCCCAGCUCUCUGAGGAAGCACAUGAAAGUGCACUGCAAGUCCCCUCCGCCCAGCUCGGGCUACGACUCGUCCACACCGACCCUGGUGUCCCCCUCUUCCGACCCCGGCCCCGGGCUCGCCCCCCACGAGCCGGCGGCCGACCUGAGCGAAUGAUGUCUACGACGUGGCUCUCAAGGUAGAGGAGACAGCGCAGCUGAAAGGCCGGAUCCUCCGUCUUAGACAUCAAAGGCAGGCCGCACAAAGAAGUAUUUCUUCGCAACGGUGGAUCUUCAUGGUAAGUUAGGAUUUCUAUGGCAAUGGGGAAGCCUCGUCCAGGCCUUUCAUGAAGGACAUAAUAUUUACGUCUAACAGGCCUUUUCUCUUGUGUAUACAAGUAUAUAUUUUUGUUUGACGCGAACUAAAUCAUUUUCGUUUAAUUUCCGGUAAACAAAACCCACGCGAGUUAGCCCUUGUUCCGGAUCAUAAUAAAAAUGGAUAAUAACGGCAGGAAGAAAGGAGCCUCUUGAAUUGAAGCAUCAACUCACUUUGUCUCGGCUCUGUGCCGGGAUCAGAGAGAGCGUUUCCCCGGGCCGGCGGCGGGUUCUAAAGGCGAGGAAAUGGUUUUUCAGGGGGAAGAAAAGGCGAAAGGUCUAAUCAAGCCUGGGUUGUUCAAAGAGUCUGAUUUUGGGGUUGAAAGUGUGAGUUUUAUGGUGAUCAGCAUGCCACGUUAGGAUCGCUAUGGUAAUGAGGGCAGCAAUACGAAGCUGCCUUCAAAGAAGGCACACUCCAUUUGAGACAGUCUAUUAAGAUACAUUUGCGCUGACCUUUGACUCCAGGCUAGUUUGAUACAGUCAAUCCGCUCCCGGGCACAUACACCCUCCUCUGAAAAACACUUUUUUUGCAGACUGGGGGCUGGGGUGUUUGGGGAUGGUAGUGGUUUACUCCACCUUGACUUGGGGGGUUUGGGGGCUAUCCUGAUCGUUGUGCUCCCGAGAUGUGGUGCAGGUGUUGUAGUGUUGUGUUUUGCACAGCAUCGGUUAAUUAAAAAAAAAAAGAAAAAAAGGAGGAGCUGGUUUCUCGGGCUAUCCUUAACCCCUGGAUGAGUGAGAAACUACAAGAGGUCCCUUGGAAACACCUUUAUACACAGAAACUCUAAAGCAUUUCACGCUUCCAUUAUAAGCGUGUUAGUUGAGGGGCGUGGAGGUGGGGGCUCUGUCCCAGUCCUAAGGGGACAGCUCCCACCCCUUCUUAUCCCACACCCCCCGCCCCCCAUCUCCCCUCUCCCAGAAAAGUGUCCCAGGGCAGUCUGGCUGGCCGGGGUACUCUGCCAUUUGCAAGCAGAGUCUUCUGGGGGCUGGAGAGAUCGCUCGACGGGCUUCUGGCGGGGAGGAAGGUCCCAGGAAAGUUAGGAGUCCAUGUUCCCGUAAUUGUCUUGUUGUUUAUUUUAUCCAAGUGCCCCAGUGAAUAGGGGAAAAAUAAACACGGGGGAAAAAAAAUUCAAACAGUUGAGUCGUCUUUAGUGCCAGCCCUUGUGGUUGAAUCAAAAAGGAUGGUCCGCUUUCUAUUGAGCUGGGAAAUCUUUGAAGUGGGACUUAUUAUCUGAGACAUUCCUGCCCGUCGCCCUAACAACGCUGAUGAAACGGAAAAGGUUCUUUGUCAGUGAUCUGUUCCCCUCUCUGUCAAACUGCCCGGCCCGCCGGCCUGAAACCGUUUCUAAAGAGAGAAACCUAACUUUCCCUCGGAUAACUUCAGGCCUCUCGGGCUACACAGCAAAGGCCGAAACUAAGGGGCCAGCAGGGAUGAGACCCUCUUUACGGCUCCCUCGUACCCAGCUGGAUGCGAAGCGGAGGGGAGAGCGAAAGCGAAGGGGGGUGGGGGGCGGGGAGGGUUUCGGAUCUACACACACACACACACACACAUACAAACACACACACACACACGCUCACAAUUGCAGGUCGGGCAAAAUUCGCCGUCCUGCUUUGAUGUGCUGUGGUCAAACCUACCGACAGCUCAUCGGCCUUCGUUGUGCCCUCGAAACAGGGCCCUGGAGUAGUUUGUGCCUCGGGAUUUUCUGUCCCAGUGACCCUCAGUAACCCCCUCCCCUCACUCCACCGCCCGGCGACAGGCCAACACCGCCCAAAAGGGCCACAUCGACUUCCCAAUCACCACCAGCUCGCAACCGACUGGCCCUUUCCAGGAUCCACGAUGACGGAGCUGCCAUGGGGAGAGGGUCACUGCCCGGGGCGCGGUCUCCCCUGGUCCAUUCGACUCGAAUCCGUGAAUUUGGGCGGGGAGCCGCCGCCAAGCGAUGCGUGCGAGAGAAACCCUGCGCUCUCCUUGGGUAUCCGUCCCCUUGGUGUACACUAAGGGGAGAGAAAGUCCUCUUGGUGUGCUUUUCUUAAUGGCUUUAAAAACAGGGAUGUGUAACGUUUGUGUGUGCGUGCGUGUGCGCAUGGGCGUGUGUGGGUAUGAGUGUGUGUGCGUGAUAAGUAGACCACUUGUACAGAAGUUUCUUAAAGCUGUAACCCAUGCUGUUAUUAUGGUUGCUGUAAAAUGUCGUCUUUUAUAUUGAUUUUUAUCUGUUUGCUGGAGAUUCCCAUAUGUUUGUUUACAUCGCUAAUUUAUGGGAAAAUGAAAUGAUCGCAAUGAAUGUGAAUUAUUCAGACAGGAAAACGUUUUGUAACCGUAACUCACCCGAGAAGCCCUACUGAAUCGUUUUACUGUGUCGUUCCCUCCCAGACUAGGUAUGAUUUAUCUCUCCACCGUAGCCGGAGUUCAAGAGCAAAAGUCUCCUUUCCCCUCCCCCAGCACCUCUAUGCCCCUUCUGCAUCUGUCCUAUGACCGAGUGCGAAUCGGUUUUGCAAAGACGCUAACACUACUGAGAGAGCUUAGAUCAUUCUUACUGUAAAUUUGUACAGAAUCGCCCAGUCUGGCCUUCUCCUUCCAAAGAUGGUUCUUUACAAUUGUAUGUGGGGUUUCGUUUUUUCAAUUUUCCGUCUGAAAUAAACGGCAUCUGAGUUUUU
Ornithorhynchus anatinus (platypus) is the source of this 4194-nucleotide messenger RNA. RefSeq names its product Zic family member 4 (gene ZIC4). The coding region runs from base 344 to 1345 and encodes 333 amino acids. Gene Ontology annotation, molecular function: RNA polymerase II cis-regulatory region sequence-specific DNA binding; DNA-binding transcription factor activity, RNA polymerase II-specific. Gene Ontology annotation, cellular component: nucleus. The record is from RefSeq and is a predicted model, not a curated record. The transcript is spliced from 6 exons. Gene Ontology annotation, biological process: regulation of transcription by RNA polymerase II; central nervous system development. NCBI's taxonomy places the organism in Eukaryota, Metazoa, Chordata, Mammalia, Monotremata, Ornithorhynchidae.